Messenger RNA from Myripristis murdjan (pinecone soldierfish), 1639 nucleotides. Its product is annotated as serine/threonine-protein phosphatase 2A catalytic subunit beta isoform. The record is from RefSeq and is a predicted model, not a curated record. Bases 127 to 1056 code for a protein of 309 amino acids. The transcript is spliced from 9 exons. Gene Ontology annotation, molecular function: protein serine/threonine phosphatase activity. NCBI's taxonomy places the organism in Eukaryota, Metazoa, Chordata, Actinopteri, Holocentriformes, Holocentridae.
GCAAGUCGGCUAGCCGCUGCGACGCUGCUGCCUUCUGCCGCUACGCUCCGCCGCAUCGGGGACUUUCGACCCUUUCGACCCCCCGGGCAGCUAACACAGCUAGCUUAGCAAGCUACCACGGCUGUCAUGGAAGACAAAUCUUUCACUAAAGAGUUAGACCAAUGGAUCGAACAGCUAAACGAGUGUAAGCAGCUAUCGGAAAACCAAGUCAGAACACUCUGCGAAAAGGCCAAGGAGAUCCUGACCAAGGAGUCCAACGUCCAGGAGGUGCGAUGCCCGGUGACGGUGUGCGGCGACGUGCACGGGCAGUUCCACGACCUGAUGGAGCUGUUUAAGAUCGGAGGCAAGUCGCCCGACACCAACUACCUGUUCAUGGGAGACUACGUCGACAGAGGCUACUACUCUGUGGAGACGGUCACGCUGCUCGUCACGUUAAAGGUUCGUUUCCAGGAGCGAAUCACCAUCCUGCGGGGAAACCACGAGUCGCGGCAGAUCACGCAGGUGUACGGCUUCUACGACGAGUGCCUGAGGAAGUACGGCAACGCCAACGUGUGGAAGUACUUCACAGACCUGUUCGACUACCUGCCGCUCACCGCGCUGGUGGACGGACAGAUCUUCUGUCUCCACGGAGGUUUGUCUCCCUCCAUAGACACUCUGGAUCACAUACGAGCCCUGGACCGCCUGCAAGAAGUCCCACAUGAGGGUCCCAUGUGUGAUCUGUUGUGGUCGGACCCAGACGAUCGCGGUGGGUGGGGCAUUUCUCCCCGAGGUGCCGGCUACACCUUCGGACAGGACAUCUCCGAAACCUUCAACCACGCCAACGGCCUCACUCUGGUGUCCCGCGCCCAUCAGCUGGUCAUGGAGGGCUACAACUGGGGCCAUGACAAGAACGUGGUGACCAUCUUCAGUGCUCCAAACUACUGCUACCGCUGUGGAAACCAGGCGGCCAUCAUGGAACUGGACGACACCCUCAAAUACUCUUUCCUUCAGUUUGACCCCGCCCCUCGCCGCGGUGAGCCCCAUGUGACCAGACGCACUCCCGACUACUUCCUGUGAAUGUCCAAAGCCAUCCCUGUCCAUCACCCAUGAAGCUCCGCCCCCUUUGGAUUAAAAGAAGAAGACGAUGAUGAUGAUACUGUACCAGGGAGAAUAGAAACACAUGAUUUGGCAGAAUUUGACGUAAAAGAGAAGCUAAACGAGCGCCCCCGCCCCCCCACAGUCGUGUUUUCAGUACGCUGUCAUUAAUGCAACACAUUUACAACGAUCUGUUGAACAUAUAUUGUUUUUUUUUUAAUACAUGUUUGAAACUGAGAUGAUUAAAACUACCAACGUGGACCAAAUGUGCCAUAUUCUGAUCCUUUACAACAUGUACAACGCGCAAGGUUUCUUUUUUCUCUUUCUUUUCCUUCUGCUUUUCUUUUCUUUUCCUCCUUCUUCUUUUUUUCUUUUUUUUUCUUUUGUUAAGCCAGCAAUAUAACCUUCCUACCUGACUUCACCACACCACAUCUCAUGGCAUCUGUGCUUUUUUCCAUUGCAAGAUAAUUAAAAAAAGGAAAAAAAAAAAAAAAAAACAGAAAAAAGAUUGCUUUAAGUAGAACAGCUGUCAUUUUUAGCUGUCAGGCUGCAGCCGGUGGUCAUC